AUGUCCUCCCAAGACGACCCAGCAGCCGCCUGCCCCGUCGACCACAAAACACGAGAAGCAUGGCUCGCCCAAGCCCGCGCAAACGGCACGCCGCCCGCAAACCCACAUACUAGCACGCCUUCACCACCACCCGCGCCCACCCAGGCGCAAUCCUCCAGCGCCGUCCAAACAUCCUGCGACUCCUCCGCUCUCGACCAAUCCACCUCCUCUCCCGCCCCAACCUCCACAUCCAUACUCUCGCAACUCAAACUCGCCACCGACCGCGAAGUCAGCACAAUACCACGGGCCCUCCCGUCUGCUGCCUCUGCCCCAGCCCGCCCCGCCAACAACGAGCGCGACACAGCCCCCGACAAGAAGACCGGAAACUGGAUCUACCCGUCCGAGCAAAUGUUCUUCGACGCCAUGCGCCGCAAGUCCUUUGACCCCGAAGCCAGCGACAUGCGCACCAUCGUGCCCAUCCACAACGCCGUCAACGAGCGCGCAUGGUACGAGAUCAAGAAGUGGGAAGCCGGUCGGUCGGACACAUGCGGCGGCCCCAAACUCGCGAGUUUCUCGGGCUUGUCGACGAGUCUGACGCCGAGGGCACGGUGGCGCAGUCUGAUGGGCUAUCAGACGCCGUUUGAUCGGCAUGAUUGGGUGGUGGAUCGGUGCGGCGAGAAGAUUGAGUAUGUUAUUGAUUUCUACGCGGGUGGCGGGAGUGGGGCGAAGAAGGGCGAGGGACUGAAUUUCUAUCUGGAUGUGAGGCCGAAGCUGAACAGUUGGGAGGGAUGGAAGAUGAGAGUUGCGAGGUAUUGGGGAUUCUAGAGUGGAGGAGAAAGGGCAUGUGUAUGAUAGGGAUGUACGAUGUGACGAAGCAAUUGUAGUAUAUAUGCAUCACAUAGAGGCGUUAUCAAUUGGGUGCUUGAACACGUUAGAGGUAAA
This is a messenger RNA of Parastagonospora nodorum SN15, 921 nucleotides long. RefSeq lists its product as hypothetical. Gene Ontology annotation, molecular function: holocytochrome-c synthase activity. Gene Ontology annotation, cellular component: mitochondrion. The transcript has a single exon. Gene Ontology annotation, biological process: cytochrome c-heme linkage. The record is from RefSeq and is a predicted model, not a curated record. Lineage: Eukaryota; Fungi; Ascomycota; Dothideomycetes; Pleosporales; Phaeosphaeriaceae. Bases 1 to 804 code for a protein of 267 amino acids.